AUGGCGCCGUCUGCCACGCAGUGGGCUGGGACUCAGCACUCAGAAACAGGCCAUCCGUGCUCCGCUGAGGAGCAUGUGAUGUACCCUUACAUCAGAUACACACAUUCACACAUGAUGGGUGAGCCAGAGUUUAAGUACAUACCGAACAUGCACGGCAAUGAGGCUGUGGGCAGAGAGCUUCUCAUCUAUCUGGACUGGUUUGUGGGCCGCAGCAACGCUCAGGGAUUAUCUGAACCGAACUUUCCUGAUCUUGAUCGUAUCGUCUACAUGAAUGAAAGAGAGGAGGAGCUACCAAACUAUCUUCUGAUAAACAUGAAGAAAGCUGGGGAUGAAAACACCAAGGUGAGCACUGAAAUUAAGGCUGUCAUUCACUGGAUCAUGGACAUCUUUUUGUCCUAUCAGCCACCCUUACACGGAGGAGACGCGGUGGCCAAUUACCCUUAUGAUGAGACACGCAGUGGUUCUACCCAUGAAUAUAGUGCUAGUCCAGAUGAUCUGGUAUUUAAGUCUGGCUAAGGCCUACUCCAACUAUAACCAGUGAUGCUCCCAGCCCAAACGGCGCCAUGCACAUAGAAUGAUGAUGACUCCAGCUUCAAGGAGGGCAUCACUAAUGGAGGGCCUGGUACAAGUGUUCCUGGAGGUAUGCAGGACUUCAACUAUCUGAGCAGCUAAUUGUUUGAGAUCACUCUGGAGCUAGGCUGUGAUAAAGUUUCACUCCCUGAGUUCACGCUCCAAGCAGUACAGGGACCAGAACCGCUUGACUAA
Molecule: messenger RNA, 765 nt
Organism: Puntigrus tetrazona (Sumatra barb)
Lineage: Eukaryota; Metazoa; Chordata; Actinopteri; Cypriniformes; Cyprinidae
Gene: cpe
Product: carboxypeptidase E
Biological process (GO): proteolysis
Molecular function (GO): zinc ion binding; metallocarboxypeptidase activity
Source: RefSeq, a predicted model, not a curated record